AUGAGACGUUUGGAUAUAACGCACGGCCGUAUAAGUCCUUUGUGUCAGGUGAAACAAUACGGGAACGGAAGACGAGAAUUGAAGACAGCGGUUUUCAAAGGGUUUGGCGGACAUUUGGUUUGCUUAUUUGGUGAAAUUUACAGGCUUAAUUUGCAUGAACAUCAAAUUCUUGGUAUAAAGCGCAUGCUUCAAUGGUACAGUGAGAAACAUGGUGGAAUUCUUGCGGAUGAAAUGGGUUUGGGUAAAACCUGUCAAGCAGUUGGCACUAUCGUUUGCUUACUAAACGAUAACAAAGAAGGACGGCAUAUGAUUAUUUGUCCUCUUUCGGUCCUCCAACAUUGGCAGUAUGAACUGUUCAGAUUUGGCUUUGGAAAGCUUCGAGUUGUAACAUAUAUUGGAAGUGCUGAUGCAAGAAGAGUGAUUCGGGAAAAGUUGCAAAUUUCCAAAGAUUGGAAUAUUUUACUUACAACCUAUGAGACGACGAUAAGUGAUGAGCACUAUUUCCGGUGGACAUGGUCUUCAUUAUUUAUCGAUGAAGCGCAUCGUUUAAAGUCAAGCAAAUCUGUUCUCCAUCAAAUUGUUCGCAAGAUGUCUGUGGAAUUCGUGGUGUUGAUGACCGGAACACCUAUACAAAAUAAUAUUAAUGAACUUUAUUCAUUACUCACCUUGAUUGAUGCGAACAGGUUUUUGCUUCUUGGUGAAGAGCAGUUUGUUGCGAAAUAUCGGAACACACGUGACACUGCUACGGAGCUUCAGUAUGUGCUUUCGAAAUAUCUUAUUCGUCGAACAAAGCAGAUCUUGCAUAUCAAUAUUCCGGACAGUUCAGAAGUUGUAAUAUACCAUGGACUAACUGAAAUGCAGAAGAACAUGUAUCGUGCAAUACUGAGUAAAAAUUAUAAAUACUUUGAGAAUGUAGACGGUAAGACUCAGAACGCCGGCAACAGAAUGUCAUUACUUAAUGUAUUGAUGCAGUUACGAAAAUGUGUCGCACAUCCUUAUCUUUUUGAUGGUGUAGAAUCGGAACCAUUCAAAGAAGGUGAUCAUUUAUUUGAAGUAAGCGGAAAAUUCCUUCUUUUGGAUCGAGUGCUCACAUUUCUGUCGGCAAAGAAUCAUCGUGUACUUAUUUUUUCGCAAAUGACUCGUGUGCUUGAUAUUGUCCAGGAUUAUUUGGUUUAUAAAGGAUACAAUUAUCGACGUUUGGAUGGAUGUGUACGAGCUGAAGAGCGAUUCGCCGCAGUAAAUCGCUUUCAGACAAAUUCAGACAUAUUUUGUUUUCUAUUGUCAACUCGAGCUGGAGGCCUCGGAUUGAAUUUAACCGCUGGUGAUACAGUGAUUUUUCUGGAUUCGGAUUUCAAUCCGCAAAGUGAUAUUCAGGCUGCGGCAAGGCCUGUGAAAAUAAUACGUUUGGUUUCGCGUUACACGGUGGAAGAUAUGAUACAGUGUCGUGCAGCUCGGAAACUUCAAAUGACCCGAGAGAUUUUGGAGGAAAACAAUGAUGCAGGAAAAGAAUUAACAUUUGCGGAAAUUUCUGAUUUGAUAAUAAAAGGCUUGAAUCGGUUGAGUAACGAUAAAAUUGGUUCUGAAGAAUUAAAUAUGGAAGAAAUUGAAAAAUUAGUCGGUAGAACGGAUGAAAAUGGUCAUUGGAUUCAUGGUGGAGAAAAACAAGUUGUGAGUUCUAAACAACCAAAGUCUAACAAGGAAGAAAGUGGCAUGCUGGAAAAUAUGUAUAUCUUCGAAGGACACGAUUAUAAACAGGAUGUUACAGUUCUGCAGAAUAUUUUAAAUGAAUUUAAAGCCGUGGAACCGGUUGGAAAUAUUUCGGUGAGGCAGACUGUGCCAGUCGAAAGGCGAAGACGUAGACCAAUAUCGAAAGAAGAAAUGGAGAACAGAAUCAAAAAACGAAAAGAAACAUUAGAGCAGAAGAAAAAGUUGAGGGAAGUGGAAAUUGAAAGGAAAAAAAAGGAACGAGAAAUGAGAAAGGCCAUGAAAUGGCUAGAAAAUAAUUACAAAAGUGGCUCUUUACCUUUUCGAGAAAUGCAUGAAGUUCAGCAUGGCGACUGUAGCAUAGAUUUUGGACCUCAUUUCGUCUAUGGCAGUGUUACGGACAUACUAAAAACUUCCAGUGACAAUUCAGAUCGUGCGCUUAUCGUUCAUGUUGUGGAUAACAGUGGCUUGUUUGGUCGUGGAGGUGUUUUCGAUGCUCUCAGGAAAAAGAGUCAACAAAUAAUGGACACGUACGAAUUAGCAGGCAAAAUGGGUGAUUUGCAUCUUGGUGAUGCACAUCUUAUUGAAGAUAUUGCGGAUGAAUUGCCCACAACCCUUUCCAAACGAGAUAUAAUUAUCAGUUUAAAAAGUGGAGUAAGUGAAGGAUUAAGGGAUAAUAACGAUAUUGAUGAAACUAACCAAUCGAUAUCUGAAGCUUUUCUUCCUAGGAUAAAGGUUUCCGUGGUCCUAUUAGUAGCACAACAUCGUCUUAAAAGAGAUAUAAUUGACCAAGAUAUUUUGGCGAAAUGUUUCAAAAAGCUUGCAUUUUAUGCGGUGAACUCGAACACUUUAAGUGUUCAUAUGCCACGAAUUGGUUAUGAUAAGCGAAAUAUUAAUAGAAAAAAGGAUCCAAAUAAUGCACAGAAAAUUACAUCGCAGGAAAAAAGAAGAAUGAACGAUGAAGCUGGGAGCGAUUCUGAAAAAGGAGACCAUUUCAAUCAUUGUUAUCAUUAG
Molecule: messenger RNA, 2718 nt
Organism: Acanthocheilonema viteae
Lineage: Eukaryota; Metazoa; Nematoda; Chromadorea; Rhabditida; Onchocercidae
Source: the annotation of a GenBank genome assembly